UCUUUAUACAGGUUUAUAGGUUAGUCUUGUUCCUCAGGUCACAUUGCAAUGGCUCAAGUUAUUAUGCAGUUUGGCCAGUGUGGUAAUCAGUUAGGAGAAGAAUUGUACACUCAUGCUUUUAAUGACAUAGUGGCUUCAAAUAGUUCUUACUGGAACAACAGUUGUAGCCGAGACAGUUGGUUUCAUCACACGGCCAAGGGGUUGAGGGCAAGAGCAGUGCUUGUGGACACUGAUAGUAAAGUCACUGGUAACAUUAAGAAGAGCCCUUCUUGGGCAUUCAGAUCAGAUAAUGUAGUGGCCAGCGAGUGGGGGGGAGCUGGAAACAACUUUGCUCUGGGCUAUUGUGUCAGAGGUCCGCAUAUGAGGGAUGGGGUGUUAGACGUACUGCGAAAGGAGUGUGAACGGUGUGAUCGUGUGCGAGGAUUCAUGGCUCUCAGCAGCUGUGCUGGAGGUACCGGUUCGGGAGUCGGGACUUUUAUUCUGGAACAGAUCCGAGAUUUGUACCGAAACAAGAAUUUGAUCAGUGUUUUGGUAAUGCCUUACUUUUCUGGUGAGGUUGUUACUCAAAACAAUAAUACACUGUUUACUCUAUCGAGACAAUAUGAAGUUUGCGAUGCUCUAAUUGUUUUUGAAAAUGAUAUGAUUUCGAACUUAAUCAUGCACCAACUAAGACCAAAAAAUAUAACUUUUUUGGAUCUGAACAAGGUUAUAGUUCAAAACUUACUUUCAUUCUUGCAGCCAUUACAAUCGCAAAAUCAUUCCAAGAACUUGUAUGAUAUUCUCUCACAGCUUUGUCAUCACCCUGACUAUAAAUUCCUUGCAAUUCAAAGUUUACCAGUGAUAAAAGAAUCCAAGACUCAGUUUGAUACUCAGCCUAGUUGGACAUCUAUUGAGAGAGAUAUGAUAAGGUAUCUCAAAACAUCUUUGUAUUCUUCUAAUGCACCUAAAGUAGACUUCAUCAAUGCUGUUGCAAACACUGUGAUCAGUCGAGGGGAAACUAUUCCAAACCAUACUAUCACUAAAAUUAAAUCUCUUUUUUUCUCUCCAAGUUGGGUGCCUCCAAAUUUUUCGUUUUGUCAUUACCAUCAACCCCGCCAGUUGUUGAAUCAAGAGAAAUCUCUUACGUUGGAGAGCCACAGGAAAAAGAAGUGCCCAAAAAUAAUGACUUAUGACAGUUUUGGUAAAGAAAAAUUCUCAUGGAAUGUCAAGGACAAGAGAAUCUUUCUGAAAGCAUUGGAGAAAUGGGGACCUGACAACAUAAAGGCAUUACAUGCUGAAAUGCCCAACAAAAAGGAGAGUGAUAUAUACAAUCAGAUCAAGAUGUGGAAAGAAUUUGCUCAUGCAGACCUGCAGAAAAAGUUGUCGAUGGAAGUGAAGCGGUCAGAGAAAGCGAUGGUCAACUGCAUUACUAAGCUUGAUGAAUGGAUACAACAUUUUUCUGCAAUGGAGGAAGAUUCCACCAGCAAACUGUUCGCUCUCUCCAAUGUUUUCCUCCUCAUAUCGGAAUAUGGGAACUUCCCUCCACCAUCUGAGUGUGACAAUAUUGAUUUCAGAGCGAUGUACCGCUACAUCUACUGCAUGCUGAAUGGAGUCCCUUAUUAUGGAGUGAACCAGAAGACAGCUCAGGUUCUCAAUGACAGCAUAUCUGACAUGUUCGCGUUGAUGAGGGAACAUAAGCAUGUCAGCAACCUGCAGCCACAUCUCUAUAGCAGCUCUCUGAAAGUAAAGCCACGCUGUCGUUCCUACGGUCGGCCCUCCAAUCGGGGAACUGCCACGUUAAAUAACCCCAACGCCAUUGUGAACUUGCCUGAUAUCAACCCUCUAAACAUUCCCCCACAUGUGCUCUCCAAGCCACAGAUUGGUGAAUACGAAUGCGAUGACAGUAGUGACGAAGAAGAUGAUUCGGCUGAGAUAGAAUAAUAGGACUUGUAAUUCUUGUCUUCAUCACAACUGUUUGACUGUGAACUCACAUAAAUAUCUGUUUGUGAUUAUUUUGUGACAUGUAGACAAUGCAUUCUAAAUAAGUUCUGAUAGUUCAAAGACACAUGGAAAAGCAAAUAUAUGUGAAAUAUGAUGAUAUAAGUUUUAAAAUUAAGUAUUCUAAUUAACUUUGGUUUUCUAGUGACAAUACUUGUCUGCUGUGUAUAAAAAAAUGUUAUUGUAUAUUAUCUGUACAGUUUGAAAAAAUAAAUGUUGUUUACAUACA
Homalodisca vitripennis (glassy-winged sharpshooter) is the source of this 2206-nucleotide messenger RNA. RefSeq names its product tubulin delta chain-like. Gene Ontology annotation, cellular component: cytoplasm; microtubule. Gene Ontology annotation, molecular function: structural constituent of cytoskeleton; GTP binding. The record is from RefSeq and is a predicted model, not a curated record. Lineage: Eukaryota; Metazoa; Arthropoda; Insecta; Hemiptera; Cicadellidae. The transcript has 4 exons. Bases 49 to 1920 code for a protein of 623 amino acids. Gene Ontology annotation, biological process: mitotic cell cycle; microtubule cytoskeleton organization.